This is a messenger RNA of Anoplophora glabripennis (Asian longhorned beetle), 3047 nucleotides long. RefSeq names its product proline dehydrogenase 1, mitochondrial (gene slgA). The record is from RefSeq and is a predicted model, not a curated record. The transcript is spliced from 10 exons. NCBI's taxonomy places the organism in Eukaryota, Metazoa, Arthropoda, Insecta, Coleoptera, Cerambycidae. The coding region runs from base 150 to 1991 and encodes 613 amino acids. Gene Ontology annotation, molecular function: FAD binding; proline dehydrogenase activity. Gene Ontology annotation, cellular component: mitochondrion.
UCCCAGUACCGCUGCUAGCCGCAAGACGUAAGUAGUGCGCGCGACUCCGAUCCGAUUUCGUCACAUUCACAUUCUCAGUGUUGCCCAGGAAGAAGGAAGGUGUAGUAGAACGCUGCCCCCGCGACACAACUCGGAUUAAAAGGUGUGUGAUGGCUUUUCUCCGCACUGUGAUCAGAUGUAGUGUGUACAAGAAAUACGGAUUGUUGCAAGACCACCCCAGCAAGUUCCAUGUCUGCAGGGCCCUGCUGAAGUCUACGACAGCUACGUCCGCGAACAUCGUCCAAACCUCCCCCAAGACAGUACAGCAGCCACCCAGGGACCCCCUGGACAUUACCUUCGAGGAUGCCAAAGCGGCUUUUAAGAGCAAGACCAAUCUGGAGCUCAUCAGAGCUUACGUGGUCUACGCUCUAUGCUCUUUUGAAUACCUGGUUCAGAAUAAUAUGAAGUUAAUGAAGCUAGCCAGGAGCGUGCUAGGAGAGAAACUCUUCAUAGCGCUGAUGAAGGCGACCUUCUACGGCCACUUCGUGGCCGGCGAGGACGAGUACAAAAUCCGGCCGAAGCUGGAGAGGCUGAGGUCCUUCGGUGUGAAACCGAUCCUUGAUUACUCGGUGGAAGAGGAUCUGUCGCAGGAGGAGGCCGAGAAACGAGAAGUCGAGUCUUCCGUGCCAGAAGCGGGCGAACCUGAAGUCGAGGGCUCCCUGAAGCAGUAUCACGUAGACAAGACGUUCGCCGACAGGAGGUACAAGGUGCAAUCGGCCAGGACGUACUUCUACCUCAACGAGGCGACUUGCGAGAGGAACAUGGAGACCUUCAUCAAAUGCCUCGAGGCCAUUGCAGGUGCAACAUACGGCACUGGCAUCACAGCCAUCAAAUUGACAGCUCUGGGCAGGCCCCAGCUGUUGCUUCAACUGUCGGAGGUGAUCAUGAGGGCUCGCCAGUAUAUGACUGAAAUAGUGGGAGGGGAGGGUAACGUGCUGUCCCAUCACAUGAAACACGAGGAUCUCGAAGCGAAAUUCGACAAGAUAAAGGACAAAGAGUCCCUCAGGAAGUUCCUUAAGCAAGUUACGUACGAUAAACAGGGCGUCCUGCACUUGUUCCCGUGGUCCGGUAUCAUCGACGAUAACCAGGAGCUGAGCACUACGUUCAGGGUGCCCGACCUAAAAACGGGCCGGAUGACCAGACUGAUAACUCAGCUGUCGACGAAAGAGGAGGAGAUGUUCCGGAACAUGAUCAGGAGGGUGAACACCAUUGUCAAAGCGGCCCAGGAGAUGGACGUGCGCAUCAUGGUGGAUGCCGAACAAACCUACUUCCAGCCGGCCAUCACGCGGAUCACGUUGGAGUUCAUGAGGAAGUACAACAAAGAUAAAGCGAUAGUCUUCAACACGUACCAGUGCUACCUUAGAAACGCCCUGUCAGAGGUGACAACCGAUUUGGAACAGGCCAAACGUCAGAACUUCUUCUUCGGGGCAAAGCUCGUGCGUGGCGCCUAUCUCGAACAGGAACGGGCCAGGGCGGCAGCGAUGGGCUACCCGGACCCCACGAACCCCACGUACGAGGCCACCACCGAAAUGUACCACAACACGUUCACCGAGUGCCUGAGGAGGAUAAAUGCCUUCAAGGAGAAGGGGGACGACAAGAAGAUCGCCAUCAUGGUGGCGUCGCACAACGAGGACACAGUCCGCUUCGCCAUCGAGAAGAUGAAGGAGUUGCGCAUCGAACCUGGCGACAAGGUCAUCUGUUUCGGGCAGCUGUUCGCCAUGUGUGACUACAUCACCUUCCCGCUAGGUCAGUCGGGGUAUUCCGCCUACAAGUAUAUCCCCUAUGGACCCGUGAACGAGGUGCUACCGUACCUCUCCAGGAGGGCCCACGAGAACAAAGGUGUACUGAAGAAGAUUAAAAAGGAGAAAAGACUGCUAGCCAAGGAACUAAUUAGGCGUCUGUUCACCGGCCAGAUCUGGUACACUCCCAAGGGAAACUACGUUCCAGUCUAAAAGAUUCUCAUCCACACCCUUCGAAUGUACUUGAGACGUCGCCCACUUUUAGCCGGCGGCGUGCAUAUUUGUAGAUAAGUAGUUAAAAAGACGAGUCCAUCUAUGAAUUAUUUUUUAAAAAAUGCCUGCGUGUAUAAAUGGUUCAGCUCAUACACACCCGGGGAGAAAUACGCGGUCUAAAUCGCGCAAUCUCCCCAAACUGUGAUUUAAAUCACUUUUUUGUACCCCCUUGACGUCAACGUCCCAGAAAUAAAUGGUAAACAACUAAAAUGUUGUAAGACAAUUGGGUAUUAUUGGAAGAGUAUAACUUAUUUAUUUAACCCGUGGGUGGUGGCACGUCACGCAGACGAAAAAAACGUGAAAAAAAACUGCUUAGUAAAACGAUUACAAUAGUUAGUCGAUAAAUUUAAAAUUCUGUACAGCUGUAAUUGUGGAUGAAUGUUCGUUAAUUGGUGUAAAUUUCCUUAAAAGUUAAUCAACUUGAACGCCAGUGGUUCCCUCUAUUCUUCCUCACGCGGUAGCCGGAAAAAUGGCUACGGCCUGAUUAACGCUAGCCGCGAAAAACGCUUUGGCCUGCGCAACCGCUGUAGGCUUCAAAAAUUUUCACUGGAAGGGAGCCCGGUGCGAGCCAUUUUUAAAUGCCUCGUUCUUGAAAUUUUUUUCCUCUUAUAAAUUGGAUAUUUUAGCGCACCUCGACUUGCUCGUUUCGAAGUUCCCCUGGACUUUGAUUGAUUUUUAAUCCUAAACAGUAGCGUGAGUAAGGUUUAAAAAUUGAUCAGAGGUAAUUUUGUAAGUUUUAUUUACCUGAAACAUGAAUCUGUUGAUAUUAGAUAUUGAAAUUUCAGUCCCGAUAUUUGUUAUAAUUGAAAAACUUGUCAAUUUCGACUUUAACGAAGGUUUGUUUCGCUUGAAGUACCGAAAUGUAGUUUUGUAGCCUGUGAUUUGGUAGUUUUUCAUAUUGAAAGAGAAAUGUUAAGAACCCUUUUACCGUUUUAGUAUUUUUUUAAAAACUGUUUAGUUUUUUGGUGUGUAUGAAAAUAAAUCCGAUUAAAAUAU